GCAAAAAAAGAAAAAAGAGGAGUGUAAAAAGUGAAAGGUUGGAAGAAGGAAGGUGAAUUGAGAUGCGACAAAUCACUAUUUUUUGCCUAGACGUCCAAGAGGGCGGAAAAUCGGAAGGGAGAGAAGAAAAAUGAAGAGAAAGAAGUGGUUGUGUUGAUGAAUGAAUGAAAAAAAUGUUUGAUAUAAAGAAAGUAUAAAAUAGUAAAAUAGUAGAAAGGUGACGGAAGAAGUUUGAAAAAAAAGAAAAAAAAGAUGUUUGUUGUCGUCCAAACUCGCUAAUAUUUAUUAAAUAGCAAACACAAAAAAUGAAUGAAAAAUAAAAGAAAAAAAAUUUAUGUGGGUUGGAGGUAAAAAAUGCAAAGGUGGUAGGGUUUAUUAGAAAAGAGACUUGGGGGGUUAAGUACGUGGAAAAAAAAGGAAAAAAAUUUUUUUUGCUUGGGACCUUAACGGACAAACGAGAAGGUAAAGAAGACGACAAAGGGACGAAAAAUGGGCGGUGAUAGGUGAAGAAGAGGUGAAUGAAUGUUGAUUGUGGAGAGAGAGUUGAGAGGUAAAUAGGAGGUGAUUGCAAUACUACUAAUCAUUAGUUAGGUAAAAUUAGGAGGGGUUGGAAGAGAAAGGUUCACUUGGGGAGGAAAGGUUCACUUGGAGGAAAGAAGGGAAGGUUCACACCACAUUUACACACACACACACACACACUUUUCAAAAACAAUUUUCACAAAUUUUCACAAAAUUUUUUGUCAUUUUUUAAUUUUUAUUUAUUUUUAUAUUGGCCAUAAGCGGAGCGAACUAAUUUGUAAGAAAACGGGGACAAUAAACGGGGAAAAUAAAAGGGGGAGAAAAUUUUUUUUGAAAAAUAAAAUAAAAUUGAAAGAAAAUAGGGAGGCGUCGCAAGUUAUUUUUUUGUUGUGUGUUGUUCGCACAUUUGUAUGUUUUUUUUUAUUUUAUGUUUUGUUUUGUGUUGUUGAGCUAUUUUGUAAGCCAAGUAAAGGUCAUGAUUUUUGUUUUAUUUUUUUUUUUUUGUAUAGAAAAAUGUUUAAAGGAAAAUAAGGGGAGAAAUAAGGGGAGAAAAAUGCUUUUAAGGACAAUAAUAAUAUUUAUUUUAAAUAAAAAAAAUUUUUUAACGUCCAAUAAGGAGGGGAAAAGUGGGGAAGAGAGGGAGAAGCAUCUCACCUUACCCUCUUUUUUUGAUCUAAAAAGCAGGUUGAUUUUAUUAUUUUUCUAG
Meloidogyne enterolobii is the source of this 1225-nucleotide messenger RNA. The record is from the annotation of a GenBank genome assembly. NCBI's taxonomy places the organism in Eukaryota, Metazoa, Nematoda, Chromadorea, Rhabditida, Meloidogynidae.